Molecule: messenger RNA, 3752 nt
Organism: Athalia rosae (coleseed sawfly)
Lineage: Eukaryota; Metazoa; Arthropoda; Insecta; Hymenoptera; Athaliidae
Gene: spz3
Product: protein spaetzle 3
Exons: 7
Coding region: 1495-3033 (512 amino acids)
Biological process (GO): innate immune response; central nervous system formation; regulation of Toll signaling pathway
Cellular component (GO): extracellular region
Molecular function (GO): Toll binding; growth factor activity
Source: RefSeq, a predicted model, not a curated record
GAGAACGUCACAAACCUCUCGAUAUACGGGAGUUGCUGCUGCUGCUGCUGCUGCCGAUAUUCUCGAUAGACCGAGCAGCACACUUCGUCGUGGCAUAUGGUUGUUGCCUCGAUCGCGUUUACGAGGAGUCUGCGAAAGACGUCUUAUCCCCGUUCCUACGUUUCGAGUCUCUCAGUUGAUGUUCGUCCGUCGAACGUUGCGCGUCGGCCGUAGGUAUCGCGAUAUUACCUGGUGAUCACGUGUGGAUAUAUUCCGAUUAUAAUACCGUGCACAGUUGCAUACCUGACAACUCGACGAGUUUCGUCGUCUGUCGUACGUCGGUUGAACGACUUUAUUUCACAGCGGCGUUCACGACGAGCGAAGUCGCCUCCGCGUUUCGUCGAUAAAAGAUCGUUGAUUUUUAUUUCAAGAGAGAAAGAAACAAAAAAAAAAAAAAUUUACAAAUUGUGGUAUAAAAAUAGUAUAACAUCGGGUAACGAAUAUACAUGUAUACCGAAAGCAGAAAUCGAAAGCUGAGUUUGUUGAAAAGUGAAAGUUUUGCAAAUUAACGAAUUCAGUUCCUGUGCGGCUGAGCUAUACACCAAACUCUACCGCACGAUUCUCCGCCUUGUACCUCGAACCCGAAUCGCAACCCGCGCAUCGGUUAAUGUGGGCCACCUUAGAAUGACAGCGUAAAUCAAUGGAGGAGAAAAAAUCAUCUUAAAACUCGCUGAUCAUAGAUUCCUAUCCGCCGAACACCGUACGUACCGUACACGUCAUCCACGUUGCACCCCAAGGUACAUCCUGAUACUCUGCAUUGUGCAGCAGCAUCCUUCGUGUAAUAGGAUUUUCUCCGUCGACGUCAAAGGGUCAUUCGAGUGAAACGAGGCGCGUUCGCGGGUGCUUUAACCGCAAAAUCGAAAGAAAAAAAGGGGGAGGAUAAGAAGAAGAAGAAGAAGCGCGAAGGGAUCGUCGAAAUCGUAUAAUCGACAUCGAGGGGAUUCCCGAGGUGGGAGGGACGUUCGAUCAAUCAUGACGCGGCAUGGAUCGAUAAAGAUCGUCAUGGACAGGCGCCGACGAUUCGAUUGACCCCCCGGAAUAUCGGAUGAUUCGCGGACUCUCGUCGUUAGCCAUGAGAGGUAAAAGCGCGCCAACGAAUAACGACACCGAAUUGUGGAAGAAGAAUUCUCAUCGCGAUCAUCUGGUGUCAGCAGCAGAGGCGAAGUGAACGAUUGUCGGGCACAUGAAUUGGAUAUACGAAGCUGCAACGUACAGGUAAUACGAAAAGAUACACCGAUCUCAUCGAGGACCGGCGGAAACGGAGAAAACGGAGGAAGCGGGGAAAGAGAAAAGAAGCGACGAGAGGAAUCGACGUGAGAAAUAAAAAAAAUCGCGAAGGAAGAAAAAAAGAGAGAAAAAAAAACCUGUUCCCAGAGCGCACAGCGAGAAAAAGGUCACCGACCAGGUGUUUCGAGUCACGUAUACACGUGAAAUAUCUAGUCCCAAACGGUAACCAUGGCCUUGGUCAACUUUACGCUACCCUACCAGACCGCGACACCGUCGCCAUUUUUGCUUCCCGGUGCGUCGGGACAUUCGACGAUAAAUAAUCUGCGAUACAACGCGGUGCCACCCCUUCAACCGGCGCCGAACUACAACGAUGACGGUCAUUACCGGAACGAACCGUACAUUCAACCCUCCUCUCAGUACCAGCAGCACGCGUCGAGGCUGACCACUCAGCAACGUCAAAUCAACGCCUAUUCACGCGUUACUCAGGACACCCGAUACGCGAAUUACAAUCAAGAUUUCAGACGGACGCAACCGAGACAACAAUCGCAACAAAUGAGGCCCCCUCCCCCAUCGCCGCAACCACCCAACACCGUUUUACCGCAACCACCGCAACAACAACAACAGCAACAACAGCAACAGCAACAACAACAACCACACGCGCUUCACCAGGCUGAACAAUCUCAGGCGCCACCUCCACCCGACAAUUAUCCGGGCAGGCCGAACGGAUACACCAGGGUGAACAGCGAAGCCUACAGCGGUACGGGUGCUGGGGCGAAAACUUCCGUUCACGCUGUGCUCGACUACGACGACGACUUCGAGGACUAUUACGACGACGAGGAACAGGAUCUACCCGGCAAUACCCAGGUCACUCCGAUACAGGGACCGAUAUUUUUGAAAAAUGGCUCCGUCCCCGUCGUCCCUCUCUACUCGUACCCCCAGUUGAACAACGGAACCUUCGUUCAAAUUCCGAUUCUGUGGACGGCUCUGUCCGUGGCCUUGGGAGUCGAACUACGGGGUGACUUGGUGCGAGGAUCACCUUGCAUCAAAAGAUAUCAUCAGCUGUUUUGUCCGACAGCCGGAAACACGUAUCCCAUCGAUCGAAUAGAAAGAUUUAUUGACGAGAAUAAAGCACUGAUGAAACGAAUGUACGGAGACUUCGAGAUGAGUACGGAGUACGGACCGCCAACGAGAGAACCGGCUGGACAUCGGCGGAAACGAGCUUCCGCGAGACACGAUCUUCCAGACGGGGGACCGAGACCGGAAGAAGACGUCGAUGGCAAAGCCGACGGCGGUUCAUAUUUUGCCAAAAUGAGAAACUCCCGGCAAUCGUUCGGGAGCAAUCAAAACAACGAGAGCGGAAGGUACGUGUUUCCACGCCUCUAUUUCUCGCGCCGUUACGCGAUUCUCCAUGGAAUUGACCUGGUUUUUUUUUCGCCCCGGUUUUUCCGCAGGAUCGACGCCUGCGAGUCGAAGAUAGAGAUCGUAAUGCCGUAUUGGGCGAGUAACAGCGCUGGUAAAAUCAGAGCGAUCGUCAACACUCAACAUUUCGAACAAGCCAUUCAUCAAGAAGUCUGCUCAAAAACUAGAACGAAGAGGUGCACAGGUGAUUGCGGUUGCGAACAGAAGUAUAAAUGGCACAGACUUCUCGCUUACGAUCCAGACAAUGAUUGCAAAGGUAUAUUCAUGGACUGGUUCCUUUUUCCUUCGUGUUGCGUGUGCAGGUGCGACCCACUUCCAAAAUUCCCACCGACAAACUCCCGGAAUUAGAGUGCAGCCAAUUGUAGGUAUGAUAAUUGCAAUAUUGUAAGCGAACGACGCGUUGCAGAUUAUUACGCAGCUUAUUAUUUUACGUGUAACAGUGCCUUGUCAAAACCUGGCGAAUUUCGUCGGGUGAAUGUCAGCCGUCUAUAUUAUAACGCGCCGACGAAAGCUCGAUAUGAUCGACGGGUAAGUAAGUAAGUUAUGAUCUAUAGGUACGAAUAAAAAGUAAUUUGAUUGUAUUCCUAAUAGAAUAAAAAUUUCGAGGUAAGCGACGACCUCUGUCUUAGUUUUCCUUCUGUCAAUUUAUUUAUCAAUCGUUAGUAUUGAAAUAGUUCCAUAUUUAUGAUUAAUAAUCGAUAAAUAUAUUUACGUUACUUUCGAGCGAAAAAUGUUGUAUAGUUUUUAAAUAUGGAACAGACUAGAUAGCCAAAUGAAAUUGAACACAUUGCGAACGAUGUAAUAGUAAUGUAUACGAUAUACGUAUUAUCUUUAAAUUUUAUAAUAAGCCAUACUUCUUUCUUUUUGUCACAUAAAUCUGCCUUAUAUAAGUUAUUUCUAAUACCAUUGUCAUUGUAAAAUUUGAAUUAAAAAUCAUACUCUUAAGUUACUACCCUUAAGCCUUCAUUGUUGUUAAGCAUGAAUUUACCUUUCGCGAAAUCUCACGUCGAAUAAUUGUUAACAUUUAUUAUACUUUUCUAGAGUCGAAUAAAAUGUUGAGAACAUGA